Molecule: messenger RNA, 988 nt
Organism: Temnothorax curvispinosus
Lineage: Eukaryota; Metazoa; Arthropoda; Insecta; Hymenoptera; Formicidae
Product: protein KTI12 homolog
Exons: 5
Coding region: 75-911 (278 amino acids)
Source: RefSeq, a predicted model, not a curated record
GUUAUGUUAAGACGCACGUGUGUGUGUGCGUGUGCGAAGAUUAAACUCUCUCUCGUCAGCUGCAUCACGUUAAAAUGCCGCUGAUAGUGGUAACUGGCGUACCGUGCAGCGGCAAAACGACGAGGAGCGUCGAGCUGAAGAGUUACUUCGAGGAGAAGUUGAAGGGCAGCGGGCAGACCGUGGAGAUAAUCAGCGAGAGCGACGCGAUAAUCCAGGCGGGCUACGAUAAAAAUGUAUAUUUUGCUGAUUCGAAAAAGGAGAAGGCUGUUAGGAGCUCAAUAAAGUCGAACAUCCAACGUAAACUGGACUCCAACAGCUUGUUGAUAUUCGACGGCAGCAAUUACAUCAAGGGGUAUCGAUACGAGAUCUACUGCACGACCAAAUUGUACAAGACUCCUCAGUGCACGCUGCACUGCAACUUGCCGAUCGAACAAGCCUGGCUGUGGAACAACAAACGACUCGAGUCGGAUCGGUACAGCGAGGAGAUCUUCGACUCGCUUGUAUCCAGGUACGAAGUACCAGAAGCUACAAAUCGAUGGGACUCACCACUUUUCACAGUUAUGCCGGAGGACAAUCUAACGUGUGACGAAAUUUACUGCUACCUCUACAAAGGCAAAUUGCCGAAGCCAAAUUUAAGUACCCAGAACGCGCCGUUAGCGUCCACGAAUUACCUGUACGAAUUGGAUAAUAUAACGAAAGAUGUAAUAAACGCGGUAUUAUCGAUGCAACAACUGGGAGUGAUCCACGAUAUAAAAAUACCAGGUUCUAGCGUGAAUUUAAAACGCGCGGCCGCACCGUCGAGACUCGCAAUGUUACGAAGGCAGUUUAUAAACUUUAGUAAAAUGCAACAAAAUGAAGUUGAUCAAAUUGCCACAUUAUUUAUACAAUAUCUCAAUAACAACAUACUGUAAAACUGAAUUUGUAUCUUUUUUUUUUAAUUUUAACAUGACUUUGUACGUAUGUAUAUAUGUAUAUAUAUAUAUAUAUA